UUACCAAGUAAAGAGUUGUCUGCACAUCAGAUACUGGCCGAGUGUAGGCAACACAUGUCGGCACCGGCGGUGUUGGACAACCAAUUGAUCGCCGAUAUGACAGACAAAAUACUGUCAAUAUUUCGGGAAAUGUUGACAAAACAUAACACACUAUACGAUGUGUGUAAACAUGUGGUCGAUUACAUGGAUCUCGAGUACGGCAGUAGUUGGCACUGUUUGGUUGAUUAUGACGAAUACAAUGGAUGUUUAAUGAUUGACAACAAUUAUCUGGUGAAAGUAAAAUUCACCCCGGUCACGUUUACAUUAUUUCACACAAUGCGGUUUAAUUGGUCAAAUCUAAAGGCCCGACUCGAGCAUAAUAAAAUUGCCCGCAAAUUAGACAUAUAUUAUACGGCUAUGAAUAAGUCGAUGGUAUUGUUUGUGUCGGACAUUGUGUUUGAGGCCAUCGACAGUAACGACAAUAUAAGCGCUACAAUACAUAACAUCGUAACCCAAAUUAGGGCCAGAUAUCCGGUCAGAGAGUGGCAGUGCUUUGUCUACUAUAGAGGUUUUGGUAAUUGAUAUGUACAAUACGUUAACAACAAUUUUAUCCAUUGUCACGUCGACCAGAUUACCAUCAUUAUAUUUGAAACUAGAUUGUAUUAACAUUUAAUUGUUAUGUGGAUUAAUUUUGAUAAUCA
Messenger RNA from Medioppia subpectinata, 680 nucleotides. The record is from the annotation of a GenBank genome assembly. NCBI's taxonomy places the organism in Eukaryota, Metazoa, Arthropoda, Arachnida, Sarcoptiformes, Oppiidae.